CCCAAAUUAUUCUCGGGCUAACAAAUCCCUAACAGGCUUUUCACAACACCAAAACCCUAACCCUUCAAAAAUCAGAAAACGUCUCUGUUUUCCCCCAUUUUGCAGUGAUGAGUAAGAGCAAUGGCAAAGAAGCUGUGAAACCCAAAGAGGAGGAACAAGAUGGCAUGUCUGUUCAUUCUCCCUGCAAACCUCCUCCUUCCUCCGCUUCAUCUCUCAACAAGGACAUAGACCAGGUUGAAUUGGAGCUGAGACUAUUGGAAGCUCUUGAAAUUUAUCCUCCAUUGAAACUUCAAGGAGUACAUCGUCACUUUGUCCUUUAUGGUCUGAUGGAAUAUUUAAAGAGGAGUUUUGACAGACACUUCACUGCUGACGAGGUCCUUGAAUUGCUGGGACGGUUCUACAACAUAGAAAUGCUGAAAUCAGACGACGAUGAGAUCGAUGUGCUUAAUAAUGAAGAAGAUUUCAGCUUGCCUCAAAGUUUCUUUUCCAAGGACGAAUCCUGAGCUACAAAUUUUGUAAAGAUGGUUAUUAUUAUAUCCCGUCAUCGUCUUCUCCCCUAAUUUUGGGUUGGAUUAUGUUUCGAUGGUGGUUCUUCAUCGAUUCUGUUAACUUAUUGUGGUUCCGAUAAUUCUGUCCUCAGAAUAAUAAUCUCAGUUUGGGCUGCUUAAUAAUGUAUUUGACUGCAAUGAUUUGGGUAUAAUAAAGCAUUUAAACUUUAGGGUAUA
This is a messenger RNA of Medicago truncatula (barrel medic), 725 nucleotides long. RefSeq lists its product as uncharacterized. NCBI's taxonomy places the organism in Eukaryota, Viridiplantae, Streptophyta, Magnoliopsida, Fabales, Fabaceae. The record is from RefSeq and is a predicted model, not a curated record. The coding region runs from base 108 to 503 and encodes 131 amino acids. Gene Ontology annotation, cellular component: nucleus; NuA4 histone acetyltransferase complex. Gene Ontology annotation, biological process: regulation of transcription by RNA polymerase II. The transcript has 5 exons.